UGGAAGUGAAAUGAACUGACAAAGGGAAAGUGAUGGGCAGAGGAGAAAGUGCUCCAAAGGCAGAGGAGAAGACACUCUUGGCUGCGAUGCCAAGUCCGUGGCUGCUCCUGAUGCUGGUGGGCCCUGCUGCAGGCCUUGUGCUGUCUACACCCUCAUUCCCAGUUUCCGUCUCUCAUGGUAAGACCGCCUUGCUUCCAGUCUCGUUGAAUUUCUCUUCUUCGGUGCCCGCCUACUUCCAGAUCCGAUGGCGUUUCAUCCCCGGCCAGUGGCUGGUGUUGAUUGUGAAAGCCGAUAACUGCCAGGCAGACAAUGGUACCCAUCAGUGGUGGGACGCUUGCGAGAUCACAGUGGCGGAAGCAGAGAGAUACAGGCACCGAGCAGAGUGGUCUUCCGAAGACACUUCGCUGAUACUGCGGGAUGCCAGAGUAGAAGAUUCGGGAAUUUAUAACAUCAAGGUGCUGGCUUUGGGGGUCCGAGUGUCAGCCAACAUCAACCUAACUGUGAUCAAUGAAACCAGCAAUCCCCUCUUGAAUGGUGCUGCCUUUGAUGAUCAGAGAAGAGGGAUCUCUUCUAGCAAAAGCACAAAUGUAGCAGCAGCUCCAGUCCCUUUGGUAAAGGCAGAAUUUGGCAGAGACUAUACGAUGACCAAUAUCAUCCGACUGAGCUUAGCUGGCCUGAUUCUCUGUCUCCUCGGAUUCAUCAUAGCAGAGAAUGUUGCCUCCAGACCGCGAGAGACAAGGGUGCAUCAGAUGGAAAUUCCCUUCUCCUCCUCCCCAGUUGAGCAAUGUUUCCUGACUUGUGAAAAUCACCCAAGUUAGGUGGAUGUGGACAAAAAACACCUUGUAAAAUUUGUUGCUGGUCUUCUGUGGUCCUUCUUUGCAACAGGCCACUAAAGUAUUUGUUGUAGGGUGGAUAGACUCUCCUUUCUAGGAUGAAAGUUCCUAGGACUCAACACUAUGAAGUCUACCAUUGCACCACUUCGCCUUUGCUCUGUAGCUUCUGGAAAGGGGUUGUAAGCCCACUGCUGGCUAGAAUGCACAGAUGAAUCACAGAUGAAUCACAGAUGAACAGCAUUGGCAUGUGACAUGAGGCUUAUGUGCUUAGAAGAUUGCACCCUCAAAAAUGGAUACAGGAACCACCUGUAGGUCUGAACAAAGCCACUUCCUCAAGUGCUUUUUAUUUUUUUGCUGUCCAAAUAGUUGGACUUCUACUCUUGUAAAUCUCAACUAGCAAGUCAAAGUCCCCAAGAUGCUUUUUCAGCUGGCAACUAACUAAACAAUUUGGGAUGAACAACCUUGGAAUCAGUAAUGGUAUCCUAUUUUCUUCACUACUGGUUUGAUAGCGGGAACGUGCAUGUCUGGGUAUGCGCAGAACCUUCUGCGUGUGUUUGUGCAUGCGCAGAAGGUCCUUGAUGAUGUCUGGGUGGGUGGGUGGAGCCUUGUGCCGCUGCCACUACC
Thamnophis elegans (Western terrestrial garter snake) is the source of this 1457-nucleotide messenger RNA. RefSeq lists its product as uncharacterized. The transcript has 5 exons. The record is from RefSeq and is a predicted model, not a curated record. The coding region runs from base 33 to 818 and encodes 261 amino acids. NCBI's taxonomy places the organism in Eukaryota, Metazoa, Chordata, Lepidosauria, Squamata, Natricidae.